AUGCGACGUGACGUACGCAUUCUGCUCGUAGGAGACGAGGGUGUCGGCAAGAGUACGCUGAUAACAUCGUUGAUAAAAGAAGUCUAUAUACCCAACGUACAGCACCUUGUUCCUGAAGUCACUAUUCCACCAGAGGUGACGCCCGAAAACGUAACGAUGCACAUCACCGAUAGUUCAGCGCGUCCAGAACAUCGUGAACAACUCGAAGCUGAAAUCCGCAAAGCCCACGUUAUUUGCAUUGUCUAUGCGAUUGAUGAUCCGAAUACGUUCAACCGUUUACCACUAUAUUGGCUUCCUUAUAUUCGCUCACUCGGCGUCAAUGUCCCUGUUGUGCUAGUGGGUAAUAAGAUCGACUUACGUGGAGAAGACGUGACCAACACCAGUCUUGAGGAUGAAGUGAUCCCUAUUAUGAAUGAAUUCAAGGAAGUGGAGACGUGCGUCGAGUGUUCUUCCAAACAAUUGCUCAAUGUAUCAGAAGUGUUUUACUUUGCCCAAAAAGCUGUGCUACAUCCUACCGCACCACUUUACGAUUCAAGAGAGCAUGUUCUCAAGCCCCAAUGUGUAGAGGCAUUAUCAAGGAUCUUCAAGCUCUGCGAUACCGACAAGGAUAAUGUGUUGAAUGACAGAGAAUUGAAUGAGUUUCAAAGGAAAUGCUUCAAUGCACCAUUACAGCAGCAUGAAUUGGAUGGGGUCAAGGAAGUGGUGCGAGAGCAUGAACCAGCUGGCGUCAAUGAUGUUGGAUUAACAGAAGUUGGAUUCGCAUUCUUGCAUUCACUUUUCAUUCAAAGAGGCCGCCUUGAAACGACAUGGACUGUAUUGCGAAAGUUUGGCUACGGUGAUGACUUGUCAUUACGAGAAGAUUUUCUUUUACCUCCUCUUGAGGUUCCACAAGAAUGUUCUGUUGAGCUUAGUCCCCAUGGUUAUCAAUUCUUUGCAGAGCUCUUCCAAGCGUUUGAUAAGGACAAGGAUGGUGCAUUAAACCGUACAGAAUUGGAAGCAUUAUUCAGCACAUCACCGGGAAAUCCAUGGGAGCAUACCGCCUUUCCACACACAACCAUCACUACCGAAAGUGGAUCAGUGACAUUACAGGGUUGGCUUGCACAAUGGAGUAUGACUACCUUAAUAGACUACAAGACGACAUUAAAAUACCUCGCUUAUCUCGGGUUUGAAGGCGACACGCGUACUGCUCUCAAGGUGACACGACCAAAGAAAAUGGAUCGCAAAAAGGGCAAGAUUCAACGCAACGUCUUUUUAUGUUACGUAUUUGGUGCAUCCGGUUCUGGAAAAACUUCAUUGCUCAAGGCCUUUGUGAACAAGCCAUUUUCAGAAAAGCAGCAGCCCACCGUUGAGCCUUUCAAUGUGGUGAAUUCAGUAGAGAUGAAAGGCAUUGAAAAGUAUCUUGUGAUGGAGGAAAUUGGAUCAAAUCGGGAAGACGAGAUUUUAUCAAGCAAGCAGCGGUUAGAUGCGUGCGAUCUUCUCUGUUUUGUGUAUGAUACAAGUGACGUCAAUUCCUUUGAAUAUGUUGCAUCAUUGCGGGAAAAGUACAAGGUGGAUCAUAUACCUACUGUAUUUGUAGCCACAAAAUGCGAGCUGGAUUUGGUGACUCAACGCUAUGAAGUGCAACCGGAUGUAUAUUGCCGUAACCUUGGCCUUGCAGUUCCAUUGAGCGUGUCCGUAAAGCAACAUCAAAUGGCAGAUUUGUAUCAUAUCCUCACUGGAGUUGCAAUGAAUCCAACGAUUGCCACACCUGGUUCUUUAAAAGACAAAACGGAAGAAGCUUGGCUGUCACGGCGUUAUGUUACAUUUUCAUUGGUGGCGGGUGCAGUGAUCUUGACCAGCUUAGCAGCAUACAAAUUUCUAAAGCAGCAUCCGGGUGCUCUGGGUAGUGGGGCGCAAAACAUGGCUACCGUAGCAGCUAAAAAACGCGAUUAUCUCUAA
This is a messenger RNA of Lichtheimia ornata, 1938 nucleotides long. RefSeq lists its product as uncharacterized. Gene Ontology annotation, molecular function: calcium ion binding; GTP binding; GTPase activity. The transcript is spliced from 15 exons. The record is from RefSeq and is a predicted model, not a curated record. Bases 1 to 1938 code for a protein of 645 amino acids. Gene Ontology annotation, biological process: mitochondrion organization; small GTPase-mediated signal transduction. Lineage: Eukaryota; Fungi; Mucoromycota; Mucoromycetes; Mucorales; Lichtheimiaceae. Gene Ontology annotation, cellular component: mitochondrial outer membrane.